AUGGGCAGCCGGAGACGACUAGUCAUAACGAUAGCUGCGGAGCCAGAGCUCUCUGCGGCAAAUGAUUCGCUGAACAAGUCUACCUCAGGUCUAAUUCUAGAUGACAAUUCUAACUUUUCCAUCAAGCCUUUUGAGGAUUCCGCCCCCGGAAUUACGAUACGUAUUCGAGAUCGAGGAGGUGGAAUUAGCCCAGAGGUAUUGCCAAACGUAUGGUCGUAUUCAUUCACAACAUUCUCGGAAGAAGACGAAUUACCCGGACAAAGUCACAGCAAUGGAAAUAUGGAUGCAUUGAAUGUUUUGUCAGGUGCUGGAGGCGAGAGUAGCUCGAUCGCUGGAUUAGGAUACGGAUUGCCCCUCGGAAGAGCAUAUGCCGAAUACUUUGGGGGUGGCAUUGAAAUCCAGUCACUUUACGGAUGGGGCUGUGAUGUUUAUCUACGACUCAAAGGACUCGGAAGGCCAAAAACCUAA
Molecule: messenger RNA, 468 nt
Organism: Sclerotinia sclerotiorum 1980 UF-70
Lineage: Eukaryota; Fungi; Ascomycota; Leotiomycetes; Helotiales; Sclerotiniaceae
Exons: 2
Coding region: 1-468 (155 amino acids)
Biological process (GO): regulation of glucose metabolic process; protein phosphorylation
Cellular component (GO): mitochondrion
Molecular function (GO): pyruvate dehydrogenase (acetyl-transferring) kinase activity
Source: RefSeq, a predicted model, not a curated record